Molecule: messenger RNA, 3331 nt
Organism: Rhopilema esculentum
Lineage: Eukaryota; Metazoa; Cnidaria; Scyphozoa; Rhizostomeae; Rhizostomatidae
Product: iron-sulfur cluster assembly 1 homolog, mitochondrial
Biological process (GO): iron-sulfur cluster assembly
Cellular component (GO): mitochondrion; cytoplasm
Molecular function (GO): 2 iron, 2 sulfur cluster binding
Source: RefSeq, a predicted model, not a curated record
CCUGUAUUUGAAUCUUGUUGCAUAAUGGCUUCACAGUUGUGAUGUUUUGGGACAUGAGCCUACCUAGGAAGAAGUCUAUAAGCAAAUGAUGGCAAGCAGAAUAGCAGCAACUGCAUCAAUUCGGGCUGUAAGCAAAGCAGGGAGGAUCAGAGCACUCAGAGCUCCAAUAACUUUGACCCAAGCUGCUGUAAGCAGAGUUAAAGGUCUUUUACAAGAAAAUAAAGAAUAUGCUGGCAUGCGAAUUGGUGUAAAAGAGAGAGGUUGCAAUGGAUUAUCAUAUACUCUAGAAUAUUCAAAUGAAAAGAAAAAGUUUGAUGAAGAAGUCAAUCAAGAUGGUGUGAAGCUUUUUAUUUGCUCAAAAGCACAAUUAACUCUUCUUGGCACUGAGAUGGACUAUGUUGAGGAUAAACUUAGCAGUGGAUUCGUAUUUAAUAACCCAAAUAUUAAAGGAACGUGUGGCUGUGGUGAAAGUUUUCAUGUGUAAGAAUUUCUAUUCAGCGCUCUUACGUCGUAAUAGUGGAAUCGAUUAUAUACUGUAAAAUUAUGUAAUUUAUUCUAAGUUCUUGCUAGUUGCUCAUUUUUGCAAAAUAAAGAAUACAUAAAUGAUGUGAUCUUUUUCUUGUUGUUUAAUGGCUAAUAAUUUAUUCCCGUAGUCCCGUUUACAAAAUAUUCAAAAUUAAACGUUUCCUUACCGUUUCGUCUUUCCUUUUUUCUACAGUGCAUUUAAUUAUCUCCUUCUAUGCAUGUCGUUGUCUUAUUCAACCCUCAAAUGGUCUUUCUUGAUACCCUUUGUUAGUGAUCAACCAUUUAACAUCGAAUAUCAAAGUUGACCUGCUGCUUCAGAGGUUUCUUUGAAAGAUCGAACGGUUUCUGUGUGAGUUUUGCUUUUGGGACAUAGGGCAAAAUAAUUAUAGGAAUAGCUACGUAUUGAUGAUAAGUUUAUAGAAAUAUUUAAUUUCCACAGUCACUUUGUCGCUGUGUACUUUCCUUUGAUUGUGACUAAAUUGUUGUUUGUUUUUAAAUCAUACAAAUUUACACUUGAAAAUGUUUUAUUUCAUUGGCUGUCACGGCUGAAAGAAGUCUGAACUUCUGAUUUGAUUGAAGACACUGUCUUUCUAAUGGCAGCUUGGGCUUGAAUUUCGGUAGUCUUCGAAAGAUGAAUUAUCUGCCAUGAAGAAGAAGAGGAGGAUUGGCAAUGAAGAGGUAAGCCUUUAAAAGGAAAGGCUAAAAUGUGAACUUCGCAUGAAACUAGGAGGUGAAGAUUUGGUAAUUCGAUGUAGACUAUGACUCUGGUCCCAUUCGAAGCAAGGACCAGUGUUGAAGUAAAAUACGUUAAUCUACUUAUUGAACUUCAAAUACUUAUUGGAUUUCAGAGUCAAAUGUUCCUUUUUGACUGCAUUGUCGCAGCCUCGAAUAAUUCUGGUUAGUCUUAGUUUUAUUUAUGCCAUACUAAAGUUCACGACCGCAUUUCCUUUCUGCUUUCCUUCCCUAAACCCGUCAUACACUAUUGAUGAAUCUAUUUACUGGUUGCUUCAUUUGCUCCCUGUUUUCUACUGAUACAUUAAAUUCACCGAGGGGAAAAUCACUCUUGAAAAUGGUGUGCGAUAUUAAUAAUCGCUAGUGAUUAAUUUGUGAUUAAAUCAAUUUUGUGUGUGAUUAAUUUGAUGUUUAGUGAAAAUAAUUAUUAAUUUUUUUAUUGAUUUUCGAUUCUUUAGAAACUGAAUCAUAGAUUCAAAAGUGCUCUCAAAUAAUUUCAUGCUCAAUAAACGUCGUCAACUAUUUUGCAACAUACUAUAUGAAUUUGAAAAUAAAAAAAUAGCAGUUCAGCACAGGGGUGGAUCCAGAAAAAUUUUUUAGCGUUGCAGAUUUGCAAAAGAAGAGAUAUCUCUUCUGAACAGCAGCAUAAGCAAAAUAUUAAAUCAGUAUUAUAGGUUGGUGACAGUAGCCUGAAGUGAAAAGCAGUGAAAAGUUGAUGAAAGUUGUUUAAAUGAGACAUUAUGACAAAUGCACGUGCUCUUUUCUUUGGGUCGUCAACUUUCGUCAUAAGAAUUUGAAUUUGCAUCAAAAGAGCUAUUUUUCCUGAACUUUAGCAUUAGCAACAUGGAUGAAAAUAGCCUUGGAUGAAAAACAGCGAACAGUUGUUGAUCAACUUGUGAAAGACAAUAAGGCAAAUUGAUGUUUCUAUUGUGUGGGCCAUCUACGCUCUUUUUCAAAAUUUUAAUAUGCAUUAAAAGAGCUAUCUUUUCUAUACAGUAGCAUUAGUAACAUGGAUGGAAAUUGCCUUGGAUGAAAAACAGUAAACAGUUGUUGAACACCUGGCAAAAGACAUUAAGACAAAUGCAUGUGCUCUGUUCUCUGCCCUCGCAAGUGAUGUCGCUAAUGGGAAAUUAAACUGACAUUCCGGAAACUUUCACCGAUAUAAAAAAUUACAAGUUCCAGCAAUAUGGAACUUGAUUAUCAAACUUUAUCCGUGGAAAUUACAAGAAUCUGACAUAAAUCAUUUAACAUAAAUGUAACAGUUGCAACUGCGAAAUCAGGAACUGUCUGGAUCCGCUCCUGUAGCAAUGGAUGAAAAAUGACUGCCAUCAGGCGUUGUUUUCGGUCAUAUCAACAUCAGUAGCAUUUGGGCAACAAAAACAGCAAUCGUUGUUUCAGUGACCCCGGCAUCAUAACGAGGCCUUCAUUUUUGCAGAUUUUCCAACGUGACCAUGAAAAGAUUGGAAAAGUUUGAAAGGGAAAUUCUAAAUAUUGUAUUUUUCAAUAACAUGUCCGGAUAAAAGUGGGCAAGGAUUCUAAUAUUUGUUUUAAGUAACUUUUAUAAUUAAUGUUAUAAUUCGUGAUUAAUUUGAUUUUUUUAUCAAUGUGAUUAUUUUGUGAUGAAAGUGUGAUUUUUCUUGAGAGCGUAAGUGAUUUUAAGCAGUGAUUCGCCACUCGAUAUUCACGUUUUCGUGAGAAAUGAACAGGCACCGCAGAGCAGGGGGGCUUUUUGCAUAAAAUGCCAAAUAUCAGGUAAUAAACUACCAGUAAAGCCUCUUUUUAUACAGUUUUAGCCCCCCCCCCACUUCCUUUAGACCCCCCACUUUUUCUCAACGCUUCAUGAUGCCUGUUGAAUGCCUCAAGUCCUGAGGCAAGAUUAUUUCCUUUUUUCUACGUGCGCUUUCUUUUACCGCUUUUGUUUAAGAAUCCUUUUUACUUACAAUAUAUAAAUUGCAAACUGAAGUCGUAUAGCUGAGUGUCCUUUAAAACGUAGUCAAAUCUACUAAAACAAAUGCUUUUUGUUGGCAAAGCUUGGUUGAAUUGUACUUGCCUGAACAAGGACCGUCAUAAUUUG